Neltuma alba is the source of this 3514-nucleotide messenger RNA. Its product is annotated as phospholipase SGR2-like. The record is from RefSeq and is a predicted model, not a curated record. Gene Ontology annotation, cellular component: cytoplasm. NCBI's taxonomy places the organism in Eukaryota, Viridiplantae, Streptophyta, Magnoliopsida, Fabales, Fabaceae. Gene Ontology annotation, molecular function: metal ion binding; glycerophospholipase activity.
UCUCUCUGUUGCGUCUUCAUUUGAUUCUUUACCUGACAUUCAACACACAACUGCCAUUCUUCUGAGAACCCUUUACAAUUGUUUAUUUGGUGUUCCUUUCUUGGUCGCUUCAUUGGGUGUAUAUAAGGAAUUCCAUCAAUUUUCCCAAGCUUUUCUUCCUUGGCACUUUGGGUUUUCCUUGUAUGCGAAACCCUUGUUUGUGAGCUUGGGAUAGAUAACUAGGAAAGUUCUGCAGCUUCUGGCAAUUGACGGAAUUUGUUUUUAAUUGACUCUAUGAUCGGGAAAAUUACCUGCAUUUGCAUGUCCAUUUUGAGCAUAGCAAUUUGAACUUUUGGUUCUCCUGUCAAUCGCCUCAGGACUGGCCGUGAUGGUGGAAUCCGAGGAUCCCAAUCGUGGGGCUGAUGAAACUUCCCCUGACUUGCUGAAAAACACGCCUUCUAAUAUUGCGAGAUUGGAGGAUGUGAUCGAGCAUUCUAAAGCAAGGCAGAAGUAUCUUGCGCACCGGAGCCCAUCUGAUGGGGGCGAUGUUAGGUGGUACUUUUGUAAGGUCCCAUUGGCGGAUAAUGUGUUGUCUGCCUCAGUCCCUUCCACGGAAAUAGUGGGAAAGAGUGAUUAUUUUCGUUUUGGCAUGAGAGAUUCUUUGGCAAUUGAAGCAUCUUUUUUGCAGAGAGAGGAAGAAUUGCUUUCAAGUUGGUGGAGAGAAUAUGCAGAAUGCAGUAUUGGUCCAAGAGAAAGACAAAGUACUGAUAGCAAAAUAGAUAAACAUGGUCAUGGAUCUUCUAAGGGGAGUACUUGGCCAUCAGAAUUAUAUGAGAUUGAGGAAGAGAGAGUUGGUGUUCCUGUAAAAGGGGGACUAUAUGAGGUAGAUUUAAUAAAACGACAUUGUUUCCCUGUGUAUUGGAAUGGAGAAAAUCGACGUGUUCUAAGAGGUCAUUGGUUUGCACGUAAAGGGGGUUUGGAUUGGCUUCCACUCCGUGAAGAUGUUGCUGAACAGUUAGAGGUUGCAUAUCGUAAUCAGGUUUGGCAUCGUAGGACGUUUCAGCCAUCAGGACUUUUUGCAGCUCGUGUCGAUUUGCAAGGAUCAACCCCUGGCCUGCAUGCUCUUUUCACUGGAGAGGAUGAUACCUGGGAGGCCUGGCUAAAUGUGGAUUCUUCUGGAUUUUCUAAUAUUGCUAGUUUCGCUGGUAAUGGGAUCAAGCUAAGACGUGGUUAUUCCCCAUCGAACUCACCAAAACCAACCCAGGAUGAGUUGCGUCAGCAGAAGGAGGAGGAGAUGGAUGAUUACUGUUCACAGGUCCCUGUUCAACACUUGGUAUUUAUGGUUCAUGGGAUUGGGCAAAGGUUGGAAAAGUCUAAUUUGGUGGAUGAUGUGGCCAAUUUUCGGCAUAUUACAGAAACUCUGGCAGAGCAGCACCUUACUUCACACCAACGUGGCACUCAAAGGGUCCUCUUUAUCCCAUGUCAGUGGAGAAAAGGAUUGAAGCUUAGUGGUGAAAGUGCCGUUGAGAAAAUAACCUUGGAUGGAGUACGGGGACUGCGAGUCAUGCUAAGCGCUACAGUUCAUGAUGUGUUAUAUUAUAUGAGCCCAAUCUACUGUCAAGACAUAAUUGACUCGGUAUCAACCCAACUAAAUCGGCUGUAUUUGAAGUUUCUCAAACGCAAUCCAGGAUAUGAGGGAAAGGUUUCAAUAUAUGCUCAUUCUCUGGGAAGUGUGCUUUCCUAUGAUAUUCUUUGCCAUCAAGAAAAUCUGUCCUCUCCGUGUCCAAUUGAUUCAAUGUAUAAGGAACAUUAUGAGCAUGAAAAUCCUCUUCUCACUGUGAAGGAUCAUCGUUCUGGGAGCUACUCAUCAAGUCUUCAGAAUGAUAUGAUGAGCAUAGCAAGUCUGUCUGAUGAAAAAAUGACUGCCAAUCCGACCCCUUUAGAAAUGGAGGCACAAUAUUCUGGGGACUCCUCGCUUUUAUGUCCUGCUUUACCAAUUGUACACAAAUAUGCUAUGGAACAUGACACUCAGAAACCAGAGCAUGAGAGUGAUGUUCAUGAUUUCCUUGCUGAUUUGGGUAAUGCACCUCAUGAGAAAACUGAAGCAUUAUUGAAGACCGAGAAUAUGAAGGCCAGGAUUCCUGCUGAUGGUUUGGAGAGAUUGAAUGAAGAGGAACAUGAGAAUAUAAGCAACAAGGAUGAAGUAAUCAGAAUGCUCAGGGAAGAGGUUAAUUCAUUGAAAACCAAGCUUGUGGAACUUGAAUCACAUGGUAGCAGCCAGCAUUCAAAAGAAGACCUAGGUUCUGGGAAACACUCAUAUGAGAAGUUGCCUUCAGCAGAAGAUGCACCAAAGAGUUACACCCCUUAUAUCAAAUACACAAAGCUCCAAUUCAAGGUUGAUACAUUCUUUGCUGUUGGUUCCCCUCUUGGAGUGUUUCUUGCCCUUCGUAAUAUCCGUAUUGGCAUUGGAAGAGGCCAAGAAUAUUGGGGGGAGGAGAAUAUAAUUGAACAGAUGCCAGCAUGCCGCCAGAUGUUCAACAUUUUUCACCCCUAUGAUCCAGUGGCUUACAGGGUAGAGCCACUUGUAUGUAAAGAAUAUAUCAGCAAACGACCUGUUUUGGUACCCUAUCACAGAGGAGGAAAGAGGUUGCAUAUCGGAUUCCAGGAAUUUACUGAAGACUUGGCAGUUCGCACAGAGACAAUAAUGAAUCAUCUAAAAUCUGCAAGGGUAAAGAUCCUUUCCGUCUGUCAGUCAAAGACAACAGAGAGUAUAGAAGGAGACAAUUCUGAAGAGGAAGAAACAUAUGGAUGUCUUAUGAUGGAGAGGUUAACAGGAAGCAAAGGAGGACAUAUUGAUCAUAUGCUUCAGGAUAAAACCUUUGAGCAUCCAUAUCUGCAGGCCAUUGGAUCACAUACGAACUAUUGGAGAGAUCAUGAUACUGCUCUUUUUAUCCUGAAACACUUGUAUCGAGAAAUGCCCGAAGAGCCUAACUCAUCUGUGAAAUCUAGUGAUGGCAAAAAGAAUGAGAUAGAUUCUGCUGGUUGGAUUGAUCCAAGAGAGAAUGUUGAGGAAGAACUUCCUUUGACGUUCGCUGACAAUACCAGAGUCAGAAACUUCUCAAGGAAAGCCAAAAAGGUUAUGAAAUAGCACCUUUUGCAGGUGACUUCCACUUCUCUCUAUUUUCUGUGCAGAUUUUAUCUUGGAUUAGAUUUUCCGUCUUUCCACUCCUAACGCUCAGGAUGGGUGUUUCAUACCUCUGCAUGACGUAAUGGAGAUUGUGUAGUACAUUAAGAGGGUGUACAUUAGAAAGGAUUCUUCAUCUAACUUAGGGCUAUUUCUCUUGGUUGAUGAGUAUAGAGUUUUCUAAGUCCACGUUAAUGUACAUAACUAGAAGAACAACUGUGUAAUGUUAUUCCAAAUAAUACAAGCUGUAUAGUUCCAAAAAAGAUUGGACGUUUUAAAUAGUUUGACUUUCUUUUUUUCCCAGAAUUUCAAGUUAUUGUGUUGGAUGGUAUGAAUGCCUCUUUUUUCUCU